AUCGAAGCUCUCUAUCCCGUUCCCCCAAUGGGCCAGUUGUUCACACAGAACAAAGGGAGCAAGAUUCAAUUCCUACGAAUCGCUGAAUACACUCAGCAGGUUUGAGAAUUUGGUACAGACUUGGAGUUCUCCUCCUAAAGACAUAGACACAUUAACUCAUGGACGCCUCAUCACUGUUGCUGCUGCUGCUAAAAUUAACUGCGAUCCUUUUCCAAGUGAUACCAGGGUCUGUGGCUCAGAACUGGAGUGUGUCUCACACACCAAGCAAAUUGUGUGCUGUUCAUCAUUCCACUGUUGUGUUACCCUGCAAAUACACCUAUCCCACUGGUCAAACGGUCACCAGUUCCACAUGGCACUAUAGGACGUCAAAGGGCGCGGCGACUGAAAGACCUGUAGCGCAUUCUCUAGCUGAUGGGUUAAAUUGCUCUCUCACACUGGACAGUGUAACUCAAGGUGAUGCUGGUUUUUAUCAGUUCAGCUUCAGGACCAGCGGCUCCACCCAGGAUCUGACAAAUGAAGAUGGAGUUACACUGGAGAUAACAGAGCUCCAAGUGGACAUCGAGCCAAUGUUGGACAUGGUGUUGGAGGGAGACUGGGUGACAUUGAUCUGUGGCUCCUGCAUUCCUUCCCUCACUGUUCCCAUGUACACCUGGUACAAAGAUGGGCAUCUGUACAAGCAAAAGCGUGGAGACUACCAGCUGGAGCUAACAAACAUGAAUGUGAAGGAUGAAGGCAGCUACCAGUGCUCCAUCAGUGGGCAUGAAGACCUGCGCUCCUCACCUGUGAACAUCACUAUGAAAUGUAAGGCAGAUCCUCCAAAGAAUGUCUCAGUGUCCAUGAACUUCUCUGGUGAGAUAGUGGAGGGAAGUUCUGUGACUCUGACCUGCAGCAGUGAUGCGAACCCAUCUGUGGAGAUCUACACCUGGUUUAAGGAGAAAGAAUCCUCACCUGUAGGAUCUGGACAGAGUUACAGAGCUCUACAGAGUGGACAGUACUACUGUGAGGCUCAGAAUAAACACGGCUCUGAGAGAUCUGCUGCAGUGUCCGUCACUUUAAAAGGUAAUUCUGUAAUUGUUUAUGUGGCUGUUGGACUCGGAUUUUUUGGCCUUGCUGCUCUUCUCUCUGCGCUCUUCUGGCUGAGAUGCAAGAGACAGAAGAAAAAGGCAGAUGAAGGUGACGAUCAGAACGCUGGGCCGAGUGCUAAAGACGACACGUACGCAGCUCUCAACCUUGCAGGACGGACAUCUGAUAUCUGAUGAUGUGUAUCACACACUUGCAAUCGCCCAUCUCAGUCCUCCUGCUGACACACACACCUCCUCUGACUAUGAGAAGAUCCCAGUGGGUUUUAGCCCUUUAAACUCGAUCGCGAUGAUGGAGAAAAGAGUAAUGUGAUGUUUAAAUUGGCCGUAACUGGAAAGCUCAUGUGAAGAUGUGAGUGUAACAGGUUUAUCCUGCAUGGUGUGAGAUUUUGCUCUGAAAAUGCAGGAAAUGGACGAACCAUCAGCUCAGCUCUUUCACUAUUAACCGCACCUGCACUUAGCCUGGGUCAAAAUAUACAUUUUACACAAAUAUAAACUUAUUAAUGCUGUAGAUAUUGUUGCUUUGUAAAGAUUUAAAUAUCUGAAACCUGCCAAUUGAAAUAAGACACUUUUUAGCGAGAAAUUAAUAAAUAUGUCUAUAAAUGGAUUUAAUGGCCUUAUAUAUGUGAAUUGUUAAUCACAUAAGGAUAAAUAUUA
Molecule: messenger RNA, 1736 nt
Organism: Neoarius graeffei (lesser salmon catfish)
Lineage: Eukaryota; Metazoa; Chordata; Actinopteri; Siluriformes; Ariidae
Product: B-cell receptor CD22-like
Exons: 10
Coding region: 159-1256 (365 amino acids)
Source: RefSeq, a predicted model, not a curated record